AUGUAUGCAACAGCCGCCACAGCUGCUGGCGAGAAUCCAUUACAUGCUGUGCUCACUGAAAUGAUUUCUGGUAUGUGUGGAGGAUCCGUGAAGCACAGAAGCGUGACGGCUUCCGACGGCAACUGGAGGACGCGACAGGUGAUUCGGGAGUUGAGGGGGGUUAAGUCAGUAGAAGUUUUUUUCUCGACUGAAGAACAGAUCCGAGGGGUUGUCAUGAGCCAGGAGACAAGAUGCCGUGUGAAGCUUCUUAACGCCUUCUUAUCUGGCCAAUACCUUCUGGAGGAGCAGGCAUCGGUGCGUGAGGAAGAGGAGAGCUGUCGCCGAGAAUUGACACUUGUGGCUCUUUCUGAGUUACACAGUGAGGCCAGUCUGCUAACCGUUGUGGGAGAGGAAAUGUAUGACAGACAUUCUCUCGAGAAUGCAUGCUGGAAGGGAUGGAUGAAUUUGAGGCGAUGCCAAAAUUUGGCGUUUUUGGUGCUGCGGGAGCAAAUCAGUCGUCGUUUUCUGAUAAAAAGGGAGGCUAUGAACCGUGUGGAAGCGGAACGGCGACGUUUUUUGGCGGUGGGGCGUGAGAUUGACAUGGAACUUUUGUCUCAAGAAUUUUACCGGACUACUUCGAUGGAUCGUUUUAAGUCCUCUAAGCUCACUCUUGACCUUGCGCUACUUCUUGCGGAGGAGGAACGAGAGCGGUGCUCACUGGAGAGAAUAUAUUUGCUCAAACUUAGUUUAAUGGCAAAUGAUCAAGAGAACGCUGCAGCACGAUUGGUGGUCACCUCCGUCAUGCGGGCCUCUCUGAUGCGGCGUAAGUUACGCGACGAUGCUUGCUGGAGGGAGCGGUCUUUGAUGCUUCUACUGGUACCUUCUAAAGAGCUUGACAUUCGUUACAUGAUUGAAAGGAAGGAAAUGGAGGAACGACAAGCACUUCGGGUAAGUUUCUUAACAACAUGGCGCAGUGUAUUUAAACGCACAAUGAAUCCUGAUGAGGGGACCGUUAUUAUAGAGCGACUUGAGUUGUAUGAGCGACGCUGCGUAUUCGAUCAGUGGAGGUUUGGUUUUAACGCACUUAACGAUCGACAGGAACGCGAACGAUGCAUCCUUGCAAGCCGCGAGGCUACUUACGAUGUGUUCUAUCACUCGGUUAUUGACAGUCUAACUGCCUUGUGGAAGCAGGAAAGCGUGCAGUUUAAUGCAUUGCGUAAGCGGUACUCGGAAUUUGUCUGGUCGACUCGAAUGAUUGAGGCAACGAUGAUAUUGGCUGCUGAAGAGUUCGCAGCACGACAAAGGAUUAUUGAGUCUGAAGUGCGGGAAGCAAUUAAAUUGAAUUCGUCAUUUUAUAUUCGCCGCUGUGAAGAGGCUGCACUUGAAGGAGCUGCGUCCAUCAUGGAGAUGGAGCAUAAACGCCGUAUUUCGCUGAUGCAAUCGAAUAUAAAGUUUGUCAGGGAUGUUUACUUUUACCAUCUUCUCUACGAGGAGGCGUGGCGUCGAAUUGAUAUUGAGUCGGAGGCCCGCACCGCGUGGUCAGACAUUGUUGUUUUACAGGAGAGCGCACCGCGUGGCUGUUCUUUAGGCUCCGCGGAUCGCUUGAAAGAAGUUCAGCGCACACUUUUGGUGGGGGAUGGGCAUCAUCACUUCAUUCGUCACAAUUUCACUUUGGUGAUAUUUACGGAGAAGAGCAACCGGGAAAUUUUGGAGAAGAAGGAGUUGGAAGACCGUGUCAGUGCUUACGCCGCCGUCCUUGGGCAAGUGGAGGAGUGGAACCGGUUGGAACUCCAGACCGAAGGCCAACACGAAUUUUUGCGCAUUCUGCUUGAUGCAGUGGAUCACCGUGAGUAUGUUGAGCGGACGAUCUUGGAAGAGUUUGAGCGGGAGAGACGUGAAUUUCUAUUUGGUAGCUUUGACUACUCCUUGCCACACUUAAGAGCCUGCGAGGUGGAUGAGUUAACUGCCCGUCUAGACAUUAUUAACGAAGCCGAACUCACCGUGGGUGCACUGGCGUGUUCAUGGGGAAUGCACUGCCAUGUGGCAUACUGCUCAGAGGAGCUCCGCCUAAGUCAAUGUGCUCUACGUUUUAUGUCAUCAAAAGAACUGUUUCAGGAUCGCGAAGUGGCAUUGGUGCGUGCUGUGGAGCCGAUGUCACGAAGGGAGAUCAUCAACAGAGAGAUAUCGGGGAGGUUACUGUUGUUGAUGGAUGCCCAAGAACAGCGGGGGCGAAUACGGAUUGAAAAUGCGGCAACGGAUGCUUAUAACGGCGCUCAAGAAUUGUUUGAUCGCGUACUUUCGCGUGCGGAUGACUGGAGGACGAGAGGCGUAUUAAGAGAGCCCGUGGUGCUUACCGGGAGGGAGGCACUCAUCGAUUACUUCCGUCGUCAAGAGGCAUCCGUGGCGGUUCGUCUCAGGGCUCAACAGGAGAAAACGCGAGAGUUACUUGGAGUAUUUUUUGCUGAUUUUUACUGGGGCCGUGAUUCCAUUGUGGUAGAGGAAUUUGUUGGGCGUGAGAGCAUAAUGGGGACUUUUCUUUGUCCUCAUCCUGCCUUGCGUGUCGUGGGAGAAGAGCCUGAAUCCAAGCUGACUGUCCGCUUCUACAGCCUCGCUCUGAUGACAAAAGAUGCAUUGCAGUCCUUCUCCAUCAGGGUACAUGACUCUUUGGAUGAUGUAGGAGUAACGUGUGAGCUGCUUGAGGCACAAGCUGUGACUACUGCUGGCCGCUUCUUUCGUGUCUGCUUUCCUGUACGAGUGAUGAGGUGGGUGAGGCCAUUGACGGAAGAAAGCAAUGUUCUCCACUUUGAAGUCAGAAAUUGUGAGGGAAAUUUGUUUGCGACGGCCUCCAUUUUGCUCAGAAGCGAAGAAUUGAAGAAGACCAACGGCGCUACUGUUUUGUCCCUUCCUACGGACGACAAGCAUGGGAAGAUGAACGUGGUCCUGAAUGUAGAAUAA
Messenger RNA from Trypanosoma cruzi, 2934 nucleotides. RefSeq lists its product as uncharacterized. The transcript has a single exon. The record is from RefSeq and is a predicted model, not a curated record. Bases 1 to 2934 code for a protein of 977 amino acids. Lineage: Eukaryota; Euglenozoa; Kinetoplastea; Trypanosomatida; Trypanosomatidae.